CAGCUAAAACAGAUUGAUAAGCAAGUACAAUAGGGAUUUGCCUUUUCUUAUCAAUUUUAAUAGUUUAGAGCCUUAUUUUAAGCAAAUGGGGUCUGCACUCUGGUCACUGUCCUAUGUACCUUUCUUAAGAAAAACAUUAAAAUUUUACAACUUGGCUCAUACUUCUAACUUCAUAUAUGCUAAAAUAUAUCCUUUUUAAAAGAAGUUCAAUACGUAAUUCUCUCGUCCUCUCAAUUCAUUUAGUCUAUAUCUCUACCACCCCUCAUCUCUCAGUCCUCUAGAAUUAGAAACUUGGAGUUUAUAGUGAAAAGAGUUACUAUGUCUAAUGACAAUAGCUCCAAAAGUUUCGACGAAAAAAGCGUUCCCUUUUUGAAGAACUACAAUAAUCAUUCAGAUAAUGGUGUUGUUCAACCAUCAAAACAAUUAGUACUACAACAUACAACUCCUAAUUAUGUAGAUGAUAAUUUGGUUGAAAAUGGCACUCUUAUAAGAAGAAGUUGGGUUGAAUCCAAGAAGUUAUGGCACAUCGUCGGCCCUUCGAUCAUCAGCCGAAUUGCGUCAUAUACUAUGUUGGUUAUAACCCAAGCUUUCGCUGGCCAUCUCGGUGACCUUGAGCUUGCUGCUGUCUCAAUCGGUUGCAAUGUUAUCGUUGGCUUCGACUUCGGUCUCAUGUUGGGGAUGGCAAGUGCUCUGGAGACCUUAUGUGGGCAGGCAUAUGGCGCAAAGAAAUACCACAUGUUGGGAAUAUACAUGCAAAGAUCAUGGAUAGUAUUAUUCGUAUGCUGCAUCCUACUUUUACCCUUGUACAUAUUUGCCGGCCCAUUGAUGAAGUUUUUAGGCCAACCGGACGACGUUUCCGAUAUGGCUGGAGUGGUGGCCUUGUGGUUGUUGCCGCUUCACUUCAGCUUCGCCUUUCAGUUCCCACUACAAAGGUUCCUACAAUGCCAGCUUAAGGCUAACGUUGUGGCAUGGGUCUCAGUAGUAGCUCUGGUGGUGCACUUAUUCGUAUCUUGGUUGUUUGUUUCGGUGCUGAAAUGCGGUAUAAUUGGUGUUGCCGUCACCCAGAACUUUGGAUGGUGGGUCGUGGUUUUUGGGCUGUAUGGUUAUACUGCCUUUGGUGGUUGUCCUCUCACUUGGACUGGUUUCUCUAUGGAGGCCUUUUCUGGUCUUUGGGACUUUGUCAAGCUUUCCACUGCUUCCGGGGUCAUGCUCUGCUUGGAGAACUGGUACUACAGAAUAUUGAUACUGAUGACCGGAAAUCUCAAGAAUGCAGAAAUAGCCCUAGAUGCUUUAUCCAUAUGCAUGAGCAUCAACGGAUGGGAGAUGAUGAUUCCUUUCGCAUUUUUUGCUGGCGCCGGAGUUCGGGUGGCAAAUGAGCUAGGAGCAGGGAAUGGAAGAGGAGCAAAAUUUGCAACCAUAAUAGCAGUAAUGACGUCUAUUGCAAUUGGGCUAUUCUUUUGGCUGCUAGUUUUGAUAUUUCACCAGAAAAUAUCAUUUAUUUUUUCCACAAGCCCGCCUGUUAUUGAGGAGGUUAAGAAACUCUCUGUCCUCUUGGCCUUCACCAUUCUCCUCAAUAGUGUACAACCUGUUCUAUCCGGUGUUGCGGUGGGAUCAGGGUGGCAAAGCACUGUGGCAUUUAUUAAUUUGGGAUGCUACUAUUUGCUUGGUGUACCUCUUGGCUUUUUGAUGGGUUGGAAAUUUGAUCUAGGCGUUAUGGGAAUUUGGAGUGGCAUGAUUUUUGGCGGAACUGCAGUUCAAACAGUGAUAUUAGCUAUCAUCACAAUUCGAUGUGAUUGGGAGAAAGAGGCUCAGAGAGCAAGCGUGCACGUCCAGAAGUGGGCAGAGGGCAUAUAAACAUAUUUACAAAUUACAAUGCAACAUUAAAGUUUUGUUAUACAAUUAUUUCUUUUAGGCCAACAAUGAGGCUCUUGGAGAUCUUGUAAGCAAUUCAAUUGUCAGAACUGUAACCGAUCAAGCUUCAUUACUAAUUAAAGAUUAAUACAACUUUAGCGGAAACCUCAUUCGUAUACUAA
Molecule: messenger RNA, 2033 nt
Organism: Beta vulgaris subsp. vulgaris (sugar beet)
Lineage: Eukaryota; Viridiplantae; Streptophyta; Magnoliopsida; Caryophyllales; Amaranthaceae
Product: protein DETOXIFICATION 27
Exons: 8
Coding region: 319-1854 (511 amino acids)
Biological process (GO): xenobiotic detoxification by transmembrane export across the plasma membrane
Cellular component (GO): membrane
Molecular function (GO): xenobiotic transmembrane transporter activity; antiporter activity
Source: RefSeq, a predicted model, not a curated record